AUGAAGCAAUUUUGUUUUGUUUUAGGUAUUGAAGAUGCCGUAAACCAAGUGAGAGGGAUCGGCGGAAAGGCGUACGGCUACAAAUGCGAUCUAACGGAUAGGGAGGAUGUGUACAGAACCGCUAAUAAGGUUUACGAGGAAGUCGGACAGGUAACGAUCCUCAUCAAUAAUGCCGGAAUUGCUUCGGGGCGCCUUCUUCUGGAUACUCCCGAUCAUUUAAUCCAGCGGACGUUUGACGUGAACAUUAUCUCUCAUUUUUGGACGACCAAGGCGUUUUUGCCGAAGAUGAUCGACAGUAACCACGGGCAUAUCGUCACAAUCGCAUCCUUGGCAGGUCACAUUGGAGUACACAAGCUGGUCGAUUAUUGCUCGUCGAAAUUCGCCGCCGUCGGUUUCGACGAGUCGUUGAGGAUAGAACUCGAAAAGCUGGGGGUUACUGGCGUUAAAACGACCGUAGUGUGUCCCUACUUUAUCCAAGCGACUGGGAUGUUCAACGAUGUCGUCUCCCGUUUCGUGCCGACAUUGAAAUCCACCCAAGUCGCCGAUGAGAUCGUCGAGGCGAUCGAGCUGGAGAAGUUGAGCGUGAUCAUCCCGCGAUACUUGGGAAUAUUAUGCGUGAAGUGGAUUUUACCUUGGACUGUCAUCUCACUGUUCAUGCGCAAUAUCGUCAGUAACGCCGGACCUACGCACGCCGAAGCCUUGCCUCACGAGAAUAAAAAAAUGCCAGAAAAAGGAAUGUUUCAAACGAACGCAGAAUCCGAAUUGCAUCACAGGGCCCACGUUACCGAAAAGAGAUAAUUAUUUUUGUAUUUGUUAAGGAAAUACAGUUUUGAUGGAUGCGUAUGCGCGCGCUUAAUUAAAAGAUCUAAAUUUCU
Photinus pyralis (common eastern firefly) is the source of this 875-nucleotide messenger RNA. Its product is annotated as short-chain dehydrogenase/reductase family 16C member 6-like. The transcript has 5 exons. NCBI's taxonomy places the organism in Eukaryota, Metazoa, Arthropoda, Insecta, Coleoptera, Lampyridae. Gene Ontology annotation, cellular component: lipid droplet. Bases 1 to 798 code for a protein of 265 amino acids. Gene Ontology annotation, molecular function: oxidoreductase activity, acting on the CH-OH group of donors, NAD or NADP as acceptor. The record is from RefSeq and is a predicted model, not a curated record.